UUUUACUAUUAUUUUUAAAGAAUAAUCCAUCAAAACUCCCCGAGAAACCCCUAAUUUUGUCAUCCGACUGCUAUGCGAACUGCGUCUCGGCGAUCUAUAAAGUCCCAACUCCCAAGCCGCGACUUUCAGCUUCCCAUGGCCGACACCUCCAAAACAUUUCCAGUUUCACCGUCGCCACCAAGCCACGCCCUUCCCGUUCACUGUUAAUUUCUGCCUUAUCUCCUUGCUUCUCACCCUUUCUGCUCUGCCAAAAAGACAACAGAUCUUACUUCUUUCUCUCCUUGUAUUCAAAAGCCACCAAAUCUUUCACUGGUUAGAUAGUCUCCUGGUGCUGACCGCUAAUCCUGCCAUUUUAUUGCUUAAUUUUUCUAGUUCAUUCUUUCUGCUUGCAGUAUUUGGAAGAAAACAAACAUUCUUGAUCCCCAAAGUUCGAGGAAACUCAUUUAAUGUGCAAAGAUAGUCAAAGAGUUUUGAUUUGCUUCUUUGGGAUUAAGUGUUGCAAAUAUGCAAAAUAUUCAUCGGGUUCUAUCACGUUUCUCCUCUGGGGUCCUAGGCAUUGGCACAAGUAGAUCCACUUUUGGAAAUGUUACAAGGGUUUCAACACCUUUUCAAGUUAGAGCACAAGUGUUUUCAGCUAAGUCUGGGGGUGGUGAUGGAAACGAAGGGGAAGGUGGUUGGGAUAGUGGGGUGGGUGGAUCUUUUGGUGGGAGUGGUUCUGAUGAUCUAGGUUGGGAAUCUAUUUCAUCAUGGUCGACUGGAUUGACUAAGGAUCAUUUUGAUGGAGAGUUUGAGGGUCAGAGGACUGAUUUUAGCUCUACUGUUGCUGGUGGAUUAGAUGCUUCUCAGACUGCUUUGGUCUCUAGUAUGCAAGAGAUUGAUGAUAAGAUUGAAGAAUUGCAGGCAGAGAACAGAAAGGGCAAGGCUUUUGUGGAUGGUUGGGGUGAGAGGUUGCGUGAGAUAAGUGUGCUCUUGAAGCAAGUAAGGGAGCCUGGUGCAAGAGGAUCUUACCUGAAGGACUCGGAGAAGGCUGAGAUGUACCGCUUGCACAAGGAGAAUCCUGAAGUCUACACGGUUGAGAGGCUUGCCAAGGACUAUAGGAUUAUGAGACAGCGGGUGCAUGCCAUUCUUUGGCUGAAGCAACUUGAGGAGGAAGAGGAGAAAAAACUUGGCCAUCCCUUGGAUGGCUCUGUGGAGCUUUUGCUUGACACUUGCCCAGAAUUUUUUAAUUCUCAUGACCGAGAAUUUCAUGUGGCCUCCCUUCCUUAUAAGCCUGAUUUCAAGGUAAUGCCAGAGGGUUGGGAUGGUACCAUCAAAGACCUGGAUGAAGUCCACUAUGAGAUAUCCAUGAAAGAGGAUGAGAUGCUCUAUCAAGAAUUUGUCCAGAAGAUGAACUUCAACAAAAUGAAAAUGGCCGGGCAGGUGAAAUGCCACAAAUAUAGUAGGCGGCGUCCUUCUGAGGGUUGGAACUUCAUGGUGGAGAAAAUGGGACCACGAGGGAAGCGUGGAGGUGGUGGUGGCUGGAAGUUUAUAAGCUUGCCAGAUGGAUCAAGCAGACCACUGAAUGAGACGGAGAAGAUGUAUGUGAGGCGAGAGACUCCCCGUCGCAGACGCAAGAUUCUCCCUUGAUGUCAAGUUUGUGCUGUUAGAUGUCAAAACCUACUUUUCUUGGUCAUCAAAGGAAAAAAAAAUAAUAAAAAAGAAAUUAACAUA
Messenger RNA from Hevea brasiliensis (rubber tree), 1710 nucleotides. Its product is annotated as protein GAMETE CELL DEFECTIVE 1, mitochondrial. NCBI's taxonomy places the organism in Eukaryota, Viridiplantae, Streptophyta, Magnoliopsida, Malpighiales, Euphorbiaceae. The transcript is spliced from 5 exons. The record is from RefSeq and is a predicted model, not a curated record. Bases 505 to 1626 code for a protein of 373 amino acids.